Molecule: messenger RNA, 6935 nt
Organism: Ostrea edulis (European flat oyster)
Lineage: Eukaryota; Metazoa; Mollusca; Bivalvia; Ostreida; Ostreidae
Product: lysine-specific demethylase 4C-like
Exons: 18
Coding region: 562-6237 (1891 amino acids)
Biological process (GO): chromatin remodeling
Cellular component (GO): nucleus
Molecular function (GO): histone H3K36 demethylase activity; histone H3K9 demethylase activity
Source: RefSeq, a predicted model, not a curated record
UUUUAUUUUUUUUUUGCUUUCCAAAGAGGGUCAUGACCCUUGAGUCUUUUUACAUGUUGGAGGUUGGCAACUAUGUUUAAUACUCUACUGAUCAAACUUAGCACUAUUACAUAUCUGAUCCAUGCUCUUCUCUAUGUGUUAUCUCUGGAAUCUGAUGGUUCAAAAUUUGAUAAUUUGAUGUUCACCGUAUCAGAUUUCAAUUUGCUUUUCUUACUAUCAGUACUUUGAUUUAUCUCCUUCUCGAGCUUAUAUUUAUGCAGAUAUGGUUAUAUCCUUCCGCAGAUUUCGGUGUCGAGUAUAUAUGAAUUAAACAACUGGUAAUCAACGAAAUCUGUUUAAAAUCUAAAACGAUAUACAAAUAAAUAUUUUUUUUUCUAUAACUAAUAUUCAAAUGAUGGAAACGGUAACUCACCGUGAAUGGACUAUUUUCAUGAGGAUAGUCGUAAACUAAUCUGUAUGUUGUUUGGCUAAAAAAUGUUUCUGAUGGCACGUACUUGCGUGUACGAUAGGAAAUAUUUGAAAAUAUUUAUUUAGCAUCGCUUCUUCUUGAUAAAUGAAAAAAUGGAAUCUUCAAGUGGAGGUAAUAGUAUACCUAAAAUCAUGGUGUUCAGGCCAACCAUGGAGGAAUUCAAAGAAUUCACUAAGUACGUUGAGUACAUGGAGUCUUGUGGGGCUCAUAAAGCUGGUGUUGCAAAGGUUAUCCCUCCUCCAGAGUGGACACCAAGGAGAAAUGGGUAUGACGAUGUUGACAUCACCAUACCAGCACCCAUAACUCAAGUUGUCACUGGUUGUCAAGGACUCUAUCAACAGUUCAAUGUGCAGAAGAAAUCUAUUAACUGCAAAGAUUUUGAACAAUUGGCGAACAGUGACAGGUAUCGAACACCAAGGCAUUUUGAUUAUGAAGAACUGGAAAGGAAGUAUUGGAAAAAUAUUACAUUUGUGAAUCCUAUCUAUGGAGCAGAUAUUUCUGGUUCUUUGUAUGACAAGGAUCAAAACUACUGGAAUAUCAAUAAGUUGGGAACGAUACUGGAUUAUGUCAAUGGUGAUUAUGGCAUUAAGAUUGAGGGUGUCAACACUGCCUAUCUUUAUUUUGGGAUGUGGAAAACAACAUUUCCUUGGCAUACUGAAGACAUGGACCUAUACAGCAUCAACUAUGUCCAUUUUGGGGCUCCAAAAUCCUGGUAUGCCAUUCCACCAGAACAUGGGAGAAGACUAGAAAGAUUGGCACAAGGUUUUUUCCCAAGCAGUUUUCAGUCGUGUCCUGCUUUUUUGAGGCACAAAAUGACUUUGAUUUCACCUGCAAUUCUGAAACAGUACUCUAUUCCCUUUAAUAAGAUAACACAGGAAGCGGGGGAGUUCAUGAUAACUUUCCCAUACGGCUACCAUGCGGGUUAUAAUCAUGGGUUUAAUUGUGCAGAGUCCACCAAUUUUGCUACAAGAAGAUGGAUUGAGUAUGGAAAGAGAUGUUUACAGUGUACCUGUCGAAAAGAUGGGGUCAAGAUCAGCAUGGAUUGUUUUGUUCGAAGAUUUCAACCAGAUCGAUAUGACCUUUGGAAAGUUGGGAAAGAUGUAGCACCACAUCCAGAAGAUGACCGGUCUAAACUUUAUAAGCACAAGGACUCUGUUGGGGAAAAGGCGAUAGAGGCCAACAUCUCGGGCAAAGUACAGACAAAGAGGCAUCCCAUAUCAAGGAAAUCAGAGCAGACGUUAAAAAAAAAUAAGGUCAAAACAAACAAGAAAUCAGAGAAGAGUGUAGAGGAAGGGGAUAAAAACUUGAUGGAGUCCAGUGAGGAUUCAGAUAAUGACAAAUAUGGAGGAUCAACAGAAGACGAAUGCUCUGAUAGUGCUGAGGAUAAGCAGAAAUCAGAUGAUUCAGAUAGCAAACAGAAAAUUGAUGUCUACCUUAAAGAUGUGUCAAAGAAAAAGGAAACUGUGAAGAAAAAUGGGCCUCCAUCUUUUCAAGCUGCUUUUGAAUCUUUAGUGGCUGUCCGCUCAGGGGCAUUAGCUCUACGUCCAGGAAGUGUAGUUGAAGAAAUGCCACCUAGGAGAAAUAAACCGAAAAAGAGGAAAGCUGAUGGGGUAGCUGUUCAAAAUACAGAAAUCAAACAUGAGGGAAUUCAAGUAAAACAGGAAGCUCCACAGACCUCGAGUAAUCCGUCCAAUGAAAACACUAAUAAUGCAUCUUUGAUUCCAAUCAAAAGUGAAAAGGUUACACCAAAAGCAACAGUGAUGGACACUGCAAAACAAGUUAUUCCGAAAAAGAGGUCAAGGAAAGAAAAUCCUGGUACCAGCUCAUACUCUUUCCUCCCCCUAGCACAGUCAAAUAUGAAAACCCAACAACAAAAUCAGUCCGACUUUAAUCGCAUUAAUUUCCUAAUGCCAACCAUAAGAUGGAUUGAACAACAACAAAUGUUGCAGAAUAAUACCAAGGGAAAAUCCUACAUAGAUUCACCUUUCAACCAAAGUUCUGGUAUCUCAUUUGGUGAUUUGCUGAGCUCAACAGCUAAACAGCCAAGUCGAGACAGCAGUUGUGGAAAACAAGAGAACAGGGAGUCUGGUUCUUUCAGUGGUAUGGAUGUACCCAAGUCUUUAACCGUUGUUACUCCAACAUCUCAGCAGGGCACAGCUGAUUACAUUAAGACUGUGAGAAUGAAAAGCAUCCCUUCAGCUACUGUAACUAGUGAGCCCAAACAAGAAGGAGCACAAGCAUUAGACCUUUCAUAUUCUUCUGCAGCAAACUCUGAAUUGUCAACCACUGUUAACAGGACUGUGCAUGAAAGAAAUGCUGUUGUUUCUGAGACAAGUGACUCGAGAACUCUUGAACCAAAACCACCAGAUAUUUUGCAUAAGCCACCUAUGAAAUUAACUGGAACGCAGCAAAGUUUGUGUUCCAAUAUGUCUGAAGCAUUCAAAUUGGCCAACAGUAUGUUAACACAAAAACCUGAAACAUCACCCCCAGGAUCAAAGCCGCCCCGUUCUUUGCUCAGUCCAGGGAGACAUAGAGUUGAGGGGACCAUGGGAUUAGCAGAGGCAGUAUCACAUGACCAUGGCAGUUUGGGCUCUCCACCUUUACCAAGUAAUGCCUGUGGUUCAACAACCUGCAUUGGAACAUCAUCAUCCCUCCUCAUGAAUUCACCUUCCAUGCCCUCACAUUCCAAUAUGAGACCUCCACAGGCUCACAUGAUUCGACCAUCCAACCCAAAUCCUAGGUUUCCACACUUGAAUCCAAUUGUUUCAUCAACAGCACAAUCAAAUCUACUUCUGCAGGCCCUCAACCAACAAAAUCCAACCUCACAACAACAGCAGAAUUUUUUAGCCAAUAUACCUGUGAUGCAUUCUGGUACUACUACUGGCUGCAGUACCAGCAUAACCCCUACUUCCACCAUUACUAAUGCAUCACAGGUGAAACAAAUUGUUUAUACAAAAGGGGUUAUUCUUAACAGUGUGAAAACUUCAGGUUCUGGUACUGUUGCUCCAAGCAAACCCACUGUUAGCCAGUUACUGAAAGCAACCAGGGGAGUUGCAAAUUCAGAAUCAAAGUCACAGACUUCGAAGAAUAUUAGCAACAACAAUACAAAGUAUGUCCAGAUGAAAUCUCCCUCAGGAACUGUUAGUUUAGUGCCAGUGGUUUCUCACUCAAGAUCAGGAGGAAACACAAUAUUGCUACAGAAUCCACCUAAAUCAAAUGUUUUACAAAUUGUUUCGACAUCUAUUGCAAACACUGCAACAGGAAAUAUUCUUGUGCAGCCAACUUCUAUUCAGAAAUUGAGCAACCCACUUAUGCAACAGACAGUAACAAAUCCAUUAAGGAUUGCUGUUUCACCGCAAGUUGUACCAAACUCUACUCUGUGUAUUGUUCCCCAAUCCAAGCCACUUAACACAGUGAAUCAGCAAAAGAAUUUAGCAUUGGCUGGAAAUCCUCAAGCAACAGUGGUUGCAUCUACUCCAAUCAUAGGACAGAAAGCAGCUAAUGUCCCGCAAUUUGGUGGAAGACCGCAGUUUUCAGGAACAACUCAAUUCCUGUUACAAGGUGUUGCACAGAUUCAUCCCUCCCCUACUGCCUUUCAGGUGGACCCUAAGACUCCACAUUUCCAAACUAUUGUUACCUCUAAUCAAGUGUCAUCUCCUCAGUCUUGUACAAUAGUGGGAUCUUUGCAAACACAGCCAAUAACCAAUGUAGCUAUCAAGUCACCUAUGACUUCAGAAGCAGUAAAUCCUGGAACAGUAACAAAAUUUAAUGGGGCAACUCUUAGUGGGUUAAACAGUGAUGUAGAUCAGGCUUAUGGAGCCAUUGUAAGUCCAAACAAAGUACUUCAGUUGGUUCCCCAGCCAAUUGUGCCAAUAUCUCAAGUGUCAGCUGUAACUACACUCACUACCACAACAUCAACCACACCAAAACAUAAAAUGUCCACUGAGAGCAGUCAGGAAAUGGUUCUCAGUAAAGUUUUGAAGAAGGACAGUGAUUCUAAUAACCUCCCUGAUGCUGGCCUGGAGAAUAAAGUGAAAGCUGGACUUCUUUCGCCUAGUUCCAACCAGUCUUUGUAUCGUAUGUCCAGUCCUGGUUCAGUUGAUAAAACAUUGGUGCAAGUGUCCAGCUACAGUGCUUUCUCAGGGAACCACCCCAAUAAAAUAUCUCCAGACAAGUGUGAUACAUCUGGUAGCAGUGGUGAAAUAUCACCCAGUAAGGCAGCAAAAAAGAAAUCCGGUGCAGCAGCAUCCCCCCGAUCUCAGAAUAUUGAUGGAAAAUCUGUGAAGAAGAAACACCAGGAUGAGAACAAAAUUCCUAAAUCCAAAGGUGACACCAAAGAUUCUGAAAAGAACAGGUCCAGAAACAGCAGUGAUGGCAAAGAUACUCAUAAAGAUAAUGUCGGAAAGAAAAAGAAACGAAACAGUGGUGAACAAGACUUCAAAAGAGACAACUUUGAGAUUACAACAGUUCCUGAUAGAAUUAUGACGGAAGAGUGGACAAAUCCUGUGAGAGGCUUAUGGCAACAUUUGUUGCUAGAUUUUGGUGCUGAACAAGACUUUAAUGUAAAAAUAAGCCAGAAAUUGCCACAUUGUUCCAUUUGUGCAUUGUUUAAGCCUUUACAUAUUUUACUGGAAAAACAUGAGGACAGUCCGUCAAAAUCUAAAAAAGGGAAGAAAUCAAUGCCAGAGAAAACACUCCCGAUGAUUCCAGAGGUGUGCUUUGCCUACAGUGAGGACAACCAGAAUCCAGCAAGACUUCAAGCACAUCUGGAUAAAGAUGGAAUGAGUCACUUGUUAGUGUGCGAGGACUGUAAAGUUUGUGUACAUGCAAGUUGCUAUGGUGUGCUUGAUGUACCUCACAAUAAGAAGGCUUGGAGAUGCACAAGAUGUGUCCGUCAGCAGCUUGCAGCUGAAUGCUGUUUAUGUUGUUUGAGAGGUGGAGCUCUUAAACCCACUAGUAAUGGAAAGUGGGCUCACAUUGUUUGUGCCCUUGCCAUCACAGAAAUCAAGUUUGAUAACAUACCUAAACGUGAACCAAUAAACAUCGAGGGAAUCAUCACCAAUAGAGUUAGAUUAAAAUGCUAUUACUGUAGCCCUCUACAAAACAGUGACAGGUCGAUAGGGGUCAGCAUUCUUUGCUCUGUGGGGAAGUGUAACUCCACUUUCCAUGUGACCUGUGCCUAUGCUGCUGGAGUUUUGUUUGAGACAAGUGACUGGCCAUUUCCAGUCUAUACUACCUGUAAUAAACAUGGAGCACAUAGGGAAAAGGCUUUUGCCAAGGAGCGUGAAAUGACAAAUCUGAAAGUGGGGGAUAAAGUAUUUGCCAAGCAUAAAAACACUCGGUAUUACAAGGCAACUGUGGUGAAAAUUCAGAAAGAAACCUUCUGUUGUCUGGAUUUUGAUGAUGGCUCUUUUAGUGAUGACACAUUUCCUGAAGAUAUUAUGGGAUAUUCUCCACCCUCCUUUCCACUCGUUGGAACACCUGUGCAAGUCAAAUGGACUGAUGGAGAAUUGUAUGGAGCCACAUUCAAAGGGACAAAUGUUGUGAUCAUGCAUAUUGUACAGUUUGAAGAUGGAGUAGAAAGAGACUUCAAGAGACAUGACCUUUGGACACCGGAUGAAGAUCUCCCGAAGCAUGUCAGAUCUAGGCUGUCGGAAGCCACGGAGAGGAAGUACAGUUUGCUGUACGACGAGGAAAUCAAAGCUGAAAUUGGUGAUCACCACACCAGGAACAAACCUAAAGUUUCUUACUCCAAGCUCAAUGGCUGAAGCAACCAUCUGUUGCUGUGUUAUCUGUGAUUUUGUACAGUGAACAGUUGACUAUUGUAUAUUGUAAAGGCAAUGAACUUGUUUUGUUUUUUUUAUUCUAUGUAAUUAUUUUUUUUUUUUUUCGUGUGUUGCACAACUUCAUUUUUUUAUUUCAUAUGUCAUUUUAUUAAGCAUAUUGAAGUAAAUGAAAUAGACACCAGGAUAUUUUGCAUUGGUCAUGAUAGUUGUAUUCAUAUUGCGACAUCCAUUUAUGUUGUGGAGUAGAAAGGGACAAUUGUUUCAAUCUGCCCAUGGAAGUGAUCUGGACACUGAUGCUGUACAUAAAGUGGAGGGAAAAGAAGGCAGCAAUUAUUUAUUGAUGUAGAAAGGCAGUAUUUAUUGUACUGUGUUUUAUAUGUGUUGUUUUGACUUUUAUUUGUAAACGUUGGUGUGCUUAUUAUAAUGCACCCGUCUGUAGAGCUUAAUUUUGUGUAUAUCCUUCACAUUUGUAAGCUGUAAGGAAUUAAUCUUUCUGAGGAGAAUUGUAAUUUCAGUGGAUUUUACAGGAAAAUUAUGUGCUCUAAUUUUAAUAACUGAAUAAAUCUGCAAUUGAUUGAAUGAGAGUUUGAAGAUGGUUUCCUUGUUGUGAUAACGGGUAAUCUGUGUUCCACAUUAAAUGCAGCUGACAUGAUCCUUUGCAUGUCUUGAGGCAAGUAAAA